Molecule: messenger RNA, 42585 nt
Organism: Xyrichtys novacula (pearly razorfish)
Lineage: Eukaryota; Metazoa; Chordata; Actinopteri; Labriformes; Labridae
Source: the annotation of a GenBank genome assembly
GCUCCUUGCUGUACCCUCGCCAUGGCGUCGUGUCUCUGCUCUCUCAGUAACAGAAAGUGGCCGCCUCUCUGCUGCUGCUGCCGACUCAAAGCUCACAGACUCGCUCGGCGCCCCAAACCGCCAUUUUGGAGUCAGAGAACCGAGAGUCGGCAGCGGCGAGGAGAGAGGCGAAAAGGGGGGACACGGGGCCGAGGUGAGAGACUCCGUGGUGGUUGUUAUGGCGAAGGAGCAAUGGGGGGAAGAUGGCCGGGAGGGAGAGAAUUAAAACAUGGGGAUCAUUCGUUCACCAGGCAACUCGGUCCCCGCUCGUGCCCGCUGCAAGGGUACGAGAGGCGCGGGCGGAGGGCCUCACCAACCGACGACUAGCCUGUUAUACUCUUGUCAGUUUACCAAUAUCAUAUCUAAAUACAUAGUUUAGGUAGGGAGGUGGUGGCCUUAAAGAGACAGGGCCGGUUUGAAUACUUCAUAUUAACGGUGCGAGAGUCCAAACCCCUUCAUAUAUGAACAGCUAACGUCUAUGAAGAAAUGCUACAUUACAUAGCUAGGACCCAGUAGCCUAGAAACAAAAGGCUUUCGGUUCCUGAAACUACUAACGGCUGUUUUUAAUCCACAUUUUAAAAAGUGCGGUUUAUUUUUGUGUGUAUAAACCAGCCUUGACCCUGUACUAUCAUUGAUCAGAGACAAGGCAAGCGGCUAGCACCAGUUAGCUGCACGAACCCGGGUUAGCGAGCAUAUUCCGGCUAACGCAGCAUGGAUCUGCGAGCAAGCUACCAGACAAGGGAGCUAAGGAAGCUAUUAGUUGUGGGGGAAUAAACACCCGUUUUCUUAAAACCUCUUUUCUUUUCUUUUCUCUUGGGGAGAGGAAGAAUAAAUGCUAGCCCAACACACUCGUGGCAGUGAAGUUGCAUCUGGGAGCAAAGUCAAUACUGCAUGUAGAUAGUGGUGCUGCAUGAAGUUUACAACACACUGUCAAUAGAAGCACUGAAGGAUGAACAACUUCAAAAUCAUAUUUACACUUUUAUAAAUCAUUUUUAUUUUACAGAUUAUCUCUAACAUGUAAUUAAUAACCAAAAGACUUAAAGCGUAAGGAUCUGGGCUUAUUUAAUGCUUUAAAAUGUGCUAAUGAAUAACUUAUUCAUGGUUGUGAUCAGAUUUUUGAUUUACGCAUCUUUAGUUUUACUUUUUUAUGUGUGCUGCUCUUUGUUACUACUAUGCCUGUUUUGGCCAGAACAGCAUUAAAAAGAGAUUUUUCUUAUCCUGGUUUAACUGUUAAAAUUAUGGCGUAAGGUGGAAACAUAAAAGAAACUUGCAAUCCACUUAAAUUCCCUUUGAAUUAUAAACACUAGUUAUAUAGAAGUUGUGCAAAAUUGUGUUGAAAGCACUGCCAUUUCCUUUCAUUUUGAUAUAUUUCUGACCAAGAUAUUUAGAAACUAAUUGCAUUUGUGCAUAAUCCCUUUCUUAGUAUUGCUCCAUAGUAUUAACACUCUCUAAUAAACACAACAUGUCAUAUUGUACUGGCUCUAUAAACAAUAUUAAAUAGCAACUUUUGACAGCUGAUUUUCUGUUGUAGGGUAGUCAACCUUUGCCUGAUUGUUUAUCUUGAAAUGAAGAAUUAUGACAUCCCCUACUGAGAAGGUAGGUCUAUGGUUAUCUUUUAUUCUGCUUCUGCCAAUUUGCAAAUAUCAGAACAGCCUGAAUUUAUAUAGCUGUUCUGUCUUUAUUAUAAAAUCUAAGAUGUAGGCAGUGAUUGAAAGGUGUAGAACCACGCUAGAAAAAAAAAAAGUAACUCCCACAUCUUUCAGACAAAUCCUCUAAGUGGUAUCAGCCUUCAUACCUGCAGUGUUUGCUACAAUUUAGAAGAAGUGCUAAAUCACAGCAGAGCCGUACAGAUACCCACAGUAAGCAGUGUCCUGUGCUGCUCGUUCUGACCUUGAGGCAUCUGCCGGCCUCUUUUUCUCCUCUCCACUUAUUUCUCUCCAGUGAAAGUUACUGCCCCGCUGGGCAGAGCUGUCUUUGCUGUAUGGCGUCGGGGCAGGGUGGCCGGCUGGAGGUUGUAUCAUUAGGGAGCUCCAGCCUGGCCAAACCUCUCUACCUGCAGCGCUUGGAAAGAUCUCUGAAGUUGGACAGUUUCCUGCGCCAGACCGCCACCGUCUUCAACAGAGACGUUACAAGGUAGAGGCAGGGUGGAUUAGCAAAGAGCGUUAUUGUCUCACCUUUAGGCUUAUUGUUUGUUCCGUUUGAAACUAUCAGCAGUUGAUGUUACAGUUUAAAGUCUGCUCUUUUUCGGCUGUAAAUGUAGUUGUUGUGUUACGCAGUGGGUUGGCUCACAUCUCCAUGUUCCUCAUGUUCCAGCGACGACAGUGAUGAUAGUGAUGAAAGCGAUGGUGCACUGGGGUCAGGGCUUUCCCUGGACCCCUCCACUCAGCACGCAGCGCUGACAGUGAAGACUGAACCAUGUGAACAAGGGGAUGGGUUGGGCGAAGGGAAGCCCCUCAACGGAGUUCUGCUGCAAGGUAAAGGUGAGACACACACAGACACACUGAGGUGUUAUUCACUUAUGACUACACAUGCUCACCUUGUCUUAUGCCCUUUCAUGCGCAUUUAUCUCGUGAUAUUUUCUCUUUUUUAACAGACCAGAAGGCGGAUAAAGCUAGUAUGUACAAUUUCUCUAAGCUGAAGAAGAACAGAAAAUGGCUGAAGGUACUUGGAUAUUCUUCUUCCAACUACAUAUCAGAGUAUUAAGAUGGUUUGCUUACAUAGAUACAACAAAACCCAAGUUGAGAGUAUUUCACUGCUUUUUUACACCACCACUUUUUUUAUGGCAUUUAAAUUGUGUAUAUUGUAGAAAGCUUUAUUUUUUCUUCUCCCUUUUCUAAUUUUUUUCUUAAUUAUUACAUUUAUUUAAGUUCUUAAUAUUAGGACCCUUAUUGUUAUAACUGCAUUUUUGCACUUUUUGUCUUGUCUGUGAUGCUGCUGUGACAAAAAAAUUUCCCCCAUGGGGGAUCAAUAAAGGAAUAUUCUAUUCUAUUCUAUUCUCUUUGCUGUGUCUACUCCAUUCUCCAGCACCAUCUACAGAUUUACACAAACAUCAUCUUCCUGUAAACUCCUUCCUCUGUCUCCUGCAGAGUAUCCUGCUGAGCGACGACACCACAGACUCGGACACAGACUCGGACGACUCGGACUUCUGUCUGUCUCGGGAGGAGCUGCAUGACAUGCUGAGGCUACACCGCUUCACCAGGCAGCAUCAGAGCAAGUUCCACUCUGACCGAGAGGUACGAACUCAUGGACUCAUCAGGCUCAGGGAUAAUUCAAACCCACCUCAUGUUUGUUAAAGUCAUGCCAACUAAAUGAUUUGUGUACUUUUGUUUACUUUGCAGCUCCACCAAUAUCAGUAUUACAGCACUGGUCUCCUCUCCACUCAUGACCCCUUCUAUGAACAACAGCGCCACCUACUGGGCCCCAAGAAGAAGAAAAUCAAAGAUGAGAAGAAAUUUAAGGGUACAGACAUCUGAAAAAAACACAUGAAAAAUGUGAUAAUUCUGAAUGAGUAUUGCAGAAAUUAAAAUAUCUUUAUGAUUCUUUACUUUCAGCAAAACUGAAAAAAGUGAAGAAGAAGAAGAAACGUGGAGAGGGGGAGUUUCUGGAUGAGGGGCGUCCUUAUGUCACCAAGAUCUUUGCUAAAUUCUCCCAUGAUGCUCCGUUGCCCAUGGUGAAGAAGAAACAUCUGACUGUUGAGCAGCUGAACGCUCGUCGGCGCAAGGUCUGGCUAACCAUCGCUAAAAAGGAGAUCCCUAAGGUUGGUUUUUACCGCACUGACAGCCUGUAGAAAUGUAUUUUCUUCAUGGUGAAGUAUUUAAGUUUUUGGGUUAUUUCUCAUCAGUAUCUUAUCUGUACCUUCAUUUCAGACUUACAAGCAGAAGACCUCUGCAAAGAACUUAGUCUUAACCAACGCUAAAAAGGUAAUUGUGCUCCAAUAUGGUGUUUAAAAUGACGUGUUAUGAAUAAUAAAGAUCAUUUUGGUUAAAUAUCUGGUAGGUUUAACCGUAGAUUAGGUUAAGUAUUAAAAGUGUAUUUGUUUUCCUUUAAUCCAGUUGGCUCACCAGUGCAUGAGAGAGGUCCGGCGGGCAGCCAUCCAGGCUCAGAAGAACUGUAAGGAGACGUUACCCCGAGCUCGCCGCCUCACCAAGGAGAUGAUGCUUUACUGGAAGAAGUACGACAAAGUGGAGAAGGAGCACAGGAAGAGGGCGGAGAAGGAGGCGCUGGAGCAGCGUAAGCUGGAUGAAGAGAUGAGAGAGGUAAGAGGAGCGAAAACUUUCCCUUGAAAAAAUGUUAAAGGUCAAGACUGAAUAACCUUGAACUGUUGAAAUGAACUGAUUUUUUUCCCUCUCAGGCUAAACGUCAGCAGCGCAAACUGAAUUUCCUCAUCACCCAGACUGAGCUGUACGCUCACUUUAUGAGCGGGAAAGCCAGCAUGGGGGGUCCGGAGGGAGAUAAGGCUCAGGAGGAAAUUCUGAGUAAGCUGGAAGACACUGCGGCACAGAGACAGAUAGACAUUGGAGGAGGUGUGAUGGUCAACAUGGGACAAGAGGACUAUGGUACGCUUAUUCUUUCACUGAUACUGAGUUCAUUUUGUUUUCUUAGCUGAAACUUUUAUAUUCAGCCAAAUGGACCUAUUUUGAUUGUAUUUUGAUUGCUAAACCUUAACUUCCUUAUAUGACUAUUAAGUGUCCACCAUUUCGUGUCCGUGUGGUUUCAGAUAGUGAACACUACAAAUCCCAGGCCUUGAGGAAUGCUAAAGAAGCCUACCAGAUUCACCAAGAGAGAGUAGGUUUAAGUGAUCACACUCUCAACUCACAGAUGCACAAAUAACCUCCCCCUGUCUCUACUUUGCUAACGUCUCUUAUCUCUCUGUGUAGACACGCAUGUUUGACGAGGAGGCUAAAGACAGCCGCAGCGCCUCGCUGCACACGGCUUGCGGCUCCUCUUCCGGCUCCGGGUUCGGAGAGAGCUACAGUCUGUCCAACCCGUCCAUCCUCGCCGGUGAAGAAAUCCCUCAGCCCACCAUCUUCAACGGCAAACUGAAGGGUUACCAGCUCAAGGGGAUGAACUGGCUGGCCAAUCUCUAUGAGCAGGUAUCGUGACCCUUUAUAAAAGGAUGACUUUUCAUUUUGUGGUGGAAGUUCAUUUUUCAAAUUAUGUGCUUGUUCCAGACACAUUGAUUUAUGUCCUUUUUAUAAUGCUUCUUUGUUUUCUUCCCUCUUUGCAGGGAAUCAAUGGAAUCCUGGCAGACGAGAUGGGGCUGGGAAAGACGGUGCAGAGUAUUGCCCUGCUGGCACACCUGGCGGAGGUGAGAGAGUGCACGAGAAUACUUAAUGUUAUGAAAACUUAUAAUCACUUCUAAAGCCAUAUAGAUGCAUUUACAAGGGUUUAUAAAUGUGCUUAUAAUAGAUCCAUAUAAUGAACUUUUGACGAACAAAUGAAAAUCUAGAACAGCCAGCUCCUUUGUGCACCUGCAUCCUGAAAGUGUUUCAAUAUGUGAUUCAUAUGAUGAAUUUCAUUGUUGUGAGAGGCUGACUCAGGGGCUCUUUAGCUCUGUUGUAACAGCUGAGGAUUAUAAAAAGCUGAAAUAAGAGGAAAUCUGUGCUUUUCGGUGCUGAAGUACAGCUGACAGGAAUAUUCAUGCUCUCUUCCUUCACAGCUUCCUCUCAUUGGGCGCUCAAUCACACACACACAAACACAGACACCUUUUUCAGCAGCUGAAAAUCUCUUUCUUUUUCUGCUCCCGCUCAGAGAGACAACAUCUGGGGCCCUUUUCUGAUCAUCUCUCCGGCGUCGACUCUGAACAACUGGCACCAGGAGUUCACCCGCUUCGUGCCCAAAUUCAAGGUGAGGAUCCAGGCCGAAACACCCGCAGAAACACACUCACUGCCUGUGUUUCCAUUUUAGGAAAUCCUGCCCCAAAACCGAGAAUCCUCUAGAACACAGGUGUCAAACUCAAACUAUCUGCCUCACAAGAUCAUAUCAUAUUUGUAUUAUUAUUGGCCCACCAGUAUGAGGUCUGCAGACUUCCUCCAGUAUAAUAAUGUAAACUUUAGCACCAUUAUUAAAAAUGUCCUUAAUAAACCACAAAAAUCUGAGAAAUUAAAGAGUAAGAAAGAUUUGAUAAAUCGUCAAGAAUGUGGGGGGAAAAAAAAAUUUUGGUGUUUUAUUUCAUGUUUUCAGUUUUGCAUUUCAAGGUUACAAGCCAAACAUGAUUGGAUUUUUUAUUUCAUGCUUUGAUUUUGUUCAACUCAGUAUUUUAACUUGUGUCACUUUCAUACUUCCGAUUCCAGUUUUAAAUUUUAAGUCAUAUUUUAACUUUUUAUACCAGAUUUCAAUGUUCUCCUCAUGUAUUUGCUCUUUAAAAGCAUUACUUUUCUAUUUUUAAAAUCAUGCUCUGAUCUUUUGAACUAUUAAAUAAAAAUAGAAUAAAAAGUUGAAAGUAAAAUAAUUUUUUCUAUCUCAGAUUGCCUUUAAACUUAUCUUUUUUUUUUUUUAUCUUUUUUGAAUUUCCAAAUGAUUUAUAAUCAUUGCUGUUUUUGUUUUGCAUAUUUUUUUAAAAGGAGGUUGAUAGUUUUGGUGAAAUGUUGACCCUGUUUGGCCCUCAGGUUCGACCUCAAUCCAGAUUAUGGCCCUUGCUGUGGUUGAAUUUGACAUCCCUGCUCUAGAAUUAAUAGGAUGUAAGCAUAUUUAUAGGCUCUCACUAGGGGGCAGUGUUGCACCAGCUUUGCCUGUGUGACUUCAAAGCUGUUGAUACUUUCACUGUUGGGGCUUCACUCCCCAAAAAAGUCUCGUUCCUCUUUGUUGAACAGCUAUUCAUCAAAAACAUCAGUAUGUCCACUACGGUUAGGCGCACUGUCCCACACUCACUUGCACACAGGCUAUAUAUAUAUGAUAAACUCACUCUCAUAACUCUCUGUCGUGCUCAACACCAAAACUAUGCCCCCUUUUCUCCACAAGUUUGAAAAUAAAUCAAAUCCAGUCUGUGUUGCUAAUGAGCUGUGAAAAGAACCUAUUACACAAUUUGAAGAUAAGCUUCCUGAACACUCAAAGCAAGACUGACGGAAAACAAUGGAGCACCAGCGCGCGAUGACUGAUGUAAUGAUGUGCAAAUCUUUUCACAUUACAUUGUACAUCAACAACUCAGCGACAGAGUCAGUGAUUCAUACAUGAUGCUAUGCCUGAAUGCGUCCUCUGGGAACAUCUCCGAGGUCUGUUUCUGUUUCACAGCUCUGUGUUGAGCGUUGUUGGAGGGGCUGAAAGUAUGUCAGAUGGAUUCCCACCCGAACCAUCUCUUUGAUGUUCUGGAUCUUGACUUUUUCCUUUUUUUUUCAGGUUUUGCCAUACUGGGGGAAUCCGCAUGAUCGCAAAGUGAUCAGGAAGUUUUGGAGCCAGGUAAGAUACAGAUGCUAGACAAGGAUAGAGAGUCGUGGCAAUGGCUGUGACAUUCCUAACCUCGUCUUUUUUGUCCGUGCUAAAACAGAAAACCCUCUACACACAAAACGCACCUUUCCACGUGGUGAUCACGAGCUACCAGCUGGUCGUUCAGGAUGUCAAGUACUUUCAGAGGGUCAAGUGGCAGUACAUGGUCCUGGACGAGGCUCAGGCGUUGAAGAGCAGUAGCAGGUAAAACAUUAACGUCCCUGUUGCGCAAUCAGAUAGUGGACUCAAACAUGUUCGCCACACACUGUAUGUAAAUAUUGUCUGUGCCCACUCACUAUGGUGGAGUCUUCAAACACAAUUUUUAAACUUUGCAUCACUCACGGUUUAAUUUUCAUGACCCAGAUUUUGCCUCUUUAGUCUUGCAACGUCUUCCUUCCUUGGCUCGACUUCAAAAAUAUAAUGAUAUAUAACAAACAAAAGAGUGAGGUCCAAGUUUCUGCAGGAACAUUUCUCUUGUGCACACAGUUGCACAACCCAGUUAGCUCUCUUUUAACAUUCAGCAUUGCAAAAGACAGAAUUAAGCUGUCAUGUCAACAAAAAAUGCCCAAAAGAAACAUUGAGUUUCUUGCACAAAUAACCACAUAGUUCAGAGUUUCAUUAGACACAUUCCAAAAGCUACAAAAUUGGACACUAAUUGUUUAUAAAAAGUUCAAGCUAUGACUAAAAAAAGCACUGGUAUUGAAUUCAUCUCUAUAUUCAUAUUCUGUGUCAAGUAAAAUGUAGUAUUAGUUUAUGCUGGACCGGAUCUUAGAGUGGGAAAUCAAUAAUCAGGUUCUGCUUAGUGCUGACACUCCUUUCACCAGCAAUAAUCUGAUAGAAAACACAAGAAACUCAUGUCCCUUUGCAGAUUCAUUAGACAUGCGCCCUACGAGUAACUAAUUUACAGCGAAACCAAGACUUUCCAAACCAGGGGAACAGGCGUUUCUUUCUUUGAAAGACAUAACCAAUUAGGCCUGGGCAAUUUGGCAAAAAAAAUGAUCACAGUAUAUUUUUUCAUAUUGUUCAAUCUCGAUUAUUAUCACAAAUUUUUUUUUAAACUGCCAGUUUUAAAGCAUCUGUACUAAAAACUAAAGAAACUAGAGAUUAGUUCAACAUUUUAUUAACAUAGGAAGUAAAUAACAAAGCGAAUUGAAUAAGAUAAACUUGGAAAAAUAUUGAAACCAUUUUUACUCAACAGUACAACAAAUGUAGAUAAAUAUUUAUUACUACAGCUUAUUAUACAGCUUCUGCUUGAUGUCACUUUGGAGAUACCAGAACCACCGCAAUACAACCGACAUUGAACAAUAACAAUUUCUCAACAAUAACAUCUUCGGAGGAUGACUCAAAGUCAUGGCUGACAUCUACUUUGCUGUCCUCAUGUUCGGCCAUUCUGUUUCCUUCUCCUGUUUACUUCUCCGUCGACUUACAGAAGUGAGCGGGAAAAGCUUGACUCUGAUUGGCUGUUGUCACGCACAUUUCCGCUAUAUAUGAUCGAGUAAAUAUGCUUACAGCUGAUCACCGUGAUUGAACUGAAAUUUAUCACGAUCAUACAAUCGCCCAGUCCUAUAACCAACCCAGAAAUAAUGUUUGUUACCCAAACUUACCUAAAGGGUUGAAUUUUGUUUUGCUUAUGAUCACUUCACAAGUUGGUAAAUGGGCUGCAAACCAUGCAGUCCACAGAAAAACAACCCUGAGUUUCCAACCUCUCUGCAUCAUUCUUGUUCUCUACACCAGAAACACAGAGAGGCUGGACAUCACGCUCAGAGGCAUAUAUCUUCUGGAAAUAACUCUUGGGUUAUGAGAUUAAGAUCCAAACAAUUUCACAGUCUGUCUUGAGUAGCAGUUUGGUACCGCUGCUGUAACUGCAUGUCUGUGUUUUUAGUGUCCGGUGGAAAAUCCUGCUGCAGUUCCAGUGUCGAAACAGACUACUGCUCACUGGGACGCCAAUCCAGAACACCAUGGCUGAGGUGAGCGACGUGUGCAUGUUUGCAUUCGUGUGCGUAUUUACAUGCGAAUAGUUGGUGACCGUGUGUUGUUGCCGUCCCUCAGCUGUGGGCCCUGCUGCACUUCAUCAUGCCCACGCUGUUUGAUUCCCAUGAAGAGUUUAACGAGUGGUUCUCCAAGGACAUCGAGAGCCACGCCGAAAACAAGUCUGCCAUCGACGAGAGUGAGUUCAACCCUCUUAGAUGCUUGUUCAGGCAGUAACACAGAAUAUUUGUAUAGAUUAUUUGUGCGGAAAUUCUACCUUUUUCGUGCCAGCAUUGAAAUUUUAUCGCUGCUUUCUGAUGCGUGUAAUGCGCUCUGUAGCAUAAUAAUCGUUUGAUGUUUGUGUUUCAGACCAGCUCUCCAGAUUGCACAUGAUCCUGAAACCUUUCAUGCUGCGCAGAAUAAAGAAGGAUGUGGAAAAUGAGCUGUCAGACAAGGUAAGGGAGUCAAAUUUCUUCCCCGUGUUUGCUGAUUUAGGCUUGUCUUCCUGCGCUGUGCAUUUAAUCGCUCUGAAAAUCUGAACUGAAGCGGUAUGAAUCCUCGCCUUCAUGGGAAAAAACGGCCUUUGCAGUGUUGAGUUUCUGGUUAAUAAUUGCACAAAGUUGCAAAAUCUCUCCGGUGAAGUUUGUUUAACAAUAAAAGGGACUCUCUUUUUGUCCGCUACCAUGCAGCCCUUAUGCUUCUCUCUCCUGUUAAAACCUGCACCCUUCCUCUGCUCGCUCGCCCUGCACACCUCAUUAACACAGAGAGCGUUGUAAUAAGCUCGUGAGUGAUGCUUGUGCUGGCAGAUCCUCUUGACAGAUGCUGGACCCGGUGGUCUCUCGCUGUCGCACAUUCUCACUCGCACACUGUGGGAGCCUCCACGCAGGGAGACAGAGUUCACGGCUCCCACACAUCUGUCUUCUUCAACCCCCCCUUACACCCACACACUGCCCUGCCAACCCACUUCCUCUCCUCCUCCUCCUCCUCCUCCUCCUCCUCUGCUCGUGUUGGUUUCUCUUGUUUUGUCUGCACACUGAAGCCAACAGUAACCAGGGGAGUUCACCGGCGGUUUGGUUCUUGUGGUUCGUUGUUUUCAUCAGGCAACAAGAGAGAGGAAAACAAAGAUUAAGAUAUGCGUUUGCAGAAUAUGGGUCAUAAAUUCUGCACUCAUGAUUUUAUUUUCUGUUGAGUCCAUGUGAAAACUCUUUGGUUUUAUUUGCUGGAGGUACAACACGCCAGUAAUGCUGAAUCAUCUGUCUUUACUGUCACCUCAUUUAUUAUGACUGCAGCCAAGUGUAACUCUGUGAACUACGCUUCGUCACUAACUGGGUCCAACUUUCUUUUUCAAAAAUUCUCUUUCCUUGUUCACACACGCUCUUCUUUAAAACUGUGCCAGGUGUUAUAUCCUGAUGGUAGAGCAGUAACCCAUUACCUGGAUUUACAGCUCCCAUUGUUGGUGUUUGGCUCAACAAUUCAACCGUUUCACUCGCAUUUGCGACUAAAAAUACAUGUGUGCGAAUUGUAAAAUGUAUUUAGGGGCACAUGAUGUUUUUUUAUGUAAAUAGCGUUUUGAAGUUAGAAGUUAGGUUGGAUAUUCGAAGGACAUUCACUGCGGAUCUACCACUGUCUUCUCACUCUCCAUAACCAGAAAUAGCAACAGCAGUGCGGUUAAAUCUACUUGGCAUCAAUGCGGGUGUUGAAAAAGGGACCAUCAAUAAAUGACUUUGUUUGAUGUUCUCAAAAAAGGCUGUUUUCCUUCAAUAGCUUCCAUGUCAUGUGACCAAACAACCCAAAAUUGAUUUGAAAUAAUAGUACUACAGUCGGACAAUAAGACACACAUGAUUUGAUCUAUUUUCAUUGUGUCCCUAAAGUUCUUUGUGUGCUCCUUACUUUUUCAACUUUAGAGUUCAUGUGCUCCCUGUGAAAAAAGUUAGUGUUUUUGUAGGGCUGCUCGGUCAUGUCAAAAAUCAUAAUCAGGAUUAUUUUGAUUUAUACCGACACCAUAUUUAUUUAGGACGAUGACUCAAGAUAUGGCAGCAGCAUCUGCUUUUGUGCAACCACACUUUAAAUUGAUCUAUAAACCAACAUUUUAACAAUAACAGAAGCAAAUGUAUUCUAGUGUUUGUGAAAUUUCAGCAGGGGCAUAGCCAGGCUAUGCUGACCGGGGAGGCUCAAGAGUUAUGUAUGCUCACACAUGAAGGAAUAACAUUUAUUCACCCUUCCUGUCCAAUCAAAUCUCCUCUAACUACUAACAUUUAGGUACGAUACGAUACAAUACAGUACGAUAUAAUGCGAUACAAUAUGAUACGAUACAGUACGAUACGAUAUGAUACAAUAUGAUGCAAUACAAUACGAUAUUAUACGAUACAAUACGAUACGAUACAAUACAAUAUGAUAUAAUACGAUACAAUAUUAUACGAUACGAUACAAUACAAUACGAUAUAAUACGAUACAAUAUUAUACGAUACAAUACGAUACGAUACAAUACAAUACGAUAUAAUACGAUACAAUAUUAUACGAUACAAUACGAUACGAUACAAUACAAUACGAUAUAAUACAAUACAAUACGAUACGAUACAAUACAAUACGAUAUUAUACGAUACAAUACGAUACGAUACAAUACAAUACGAUAUAAUACGAUACAAUAUGAUACGAUACGAUACAAUACAAUACGAUACAAUGCGAAACAAUAUGAUAUGAUACAGUACAAUAUGAUAAAAUACGAUACGAUACAAUAAGAUAUAAUAAAAUACAGUACGAUUCGAUAUGAUAUGAUACAAUACGACACGAUACAAUACAAUAUGAUACGAUACGAUAUAAUACAAUAUGAUACGAUACAAUACGAUACAAUACAAUACGAUACAAUACAAUACAAUAUGACAUGAUGCAAUACAGGUAUCCUGAACUUUUUAAAAUCCAGAAUGACAAAAACAUAAUUCGGCUUUCAUAAACUGUUAUUUAUUGUGUCCUGAAUGCGACCUCGUUAAGACUUUUUCCUCUUCCCCCCUCAGAUCGAAAUCCUGACCUACUGCCAGCUGACGUCCCGGCAGAGGUUGCUGUACCAAGCCCUGAGGAACAAGAUCUCCAUCGAGGAUCUGCUUCAGUCCUCCAUGGGCACGGCUCAGCAGGCCCACAGCACCACCUCCUCCCUCAUGAACCUGGUCAUGCAGUUCAGGAAGGUACACAAAGUCAGACGCAGCUCUCAGGAUGAUUAAUGACAGUUAUUUCUGUUAAUGAUUUGAGGCUCAUUGUAAGGAUCAUAUUUUCAAAACUCUGAAUAUUUCCUCUUUUCGGGGGUUUUCAAGGGAAUUUUAAUAACAGAACAACACUUGACUGGUGGGAGUUAGAGUCGGGAUCUCAAAUCAAUCAAUCCAACAAUGAAUUGGCAGACUUACAGGAAGCAUAAGUGGUGUUUUUUUUCUUUUUCCUCCUCUUUCUGAACACACUGUCUGUGUUAUGUUUUUGUGUGUAGGUGUGUAACCACCCCGACUUGUUCGAGCGCCAGGAAACUCGCUCUCCUUUCCACAUGCACCUCAAACCCUACAUCAUGUCGAAGUUCCUCUACCGACAUGGUCUCAUCCAUGCGCACAACCAGGCCAAAACCAAGUGAGCCUUUCCACACUCCAGACGCACCGUACCUGAAAUCCAAUGAAAACAACUCUCUCAAAAUCUUUACUGUAAUUGUUCUGAACCGGGUUAGGAUUACAUUUGAGAUCACUCUGUAAAACACUGCUAGAUUAGCUCUGGUGGAUAUUUGCUGAUUUUGGAGCUACGCUGAGCGAUUAUAUCAAUUAUAGCAGUUAGCGGCAAAAAUGCGGGUCUGACUAGCGUCGGACGAAAAUCCCAGAUUCUUCCUCAUCUUUCAAAGUCAGUCAUGUAUCCCUGUCGGUCUCUGCCUCCUCCUCAGGUUACUUCAAGUGCUGUUGUCUCCCUUCUCUCCAAAUCACAUCCAGCAGUCUCUUUUUCACAGAAAAGGUGAGAACGUACAAAGAUUUAACAGACAAGGAGUGACAUACAACCCUGUAUUUAAUCCUGCUUUGACUUAUAUUUUUUCCCUUCAGGUGAUGACAAAGGAAGCUGCUUCUCCUUCCUGCGCUUCAUCGACGUGUCACCAGCUGAGAUGAACCAUCUCAUGGUUCAAGGCACUUUAGCAAGGUUGGACUGAAAGUUUUUGGAUCUGUUAUUUUCAGCUAAAUCAGAUAAACGAGUAGGAUAGAAAGUAAAUCAAGGACACUGAGGCAGAAAGUCCAGAUGUCCAAAUGUUUCUCUGCCAGAUACCAAAUGCGCAUUAGCUUUGGAGGUGCUAUUCUGUUGACAACUUUGCACUUGGAAAGUCUGAUCACUUUCGGUAACUUUUUACAGCAGUAGGGAAUUAUUUUACUAAAAAACUAAUACUGUAAUUUUAUCCCUCCUCUCCUGCCUCUUCCUUCUUUUUCUCGCACAGAUGGUUAGCCCUUUUUCUCUCCCUCAAAGCUGCGUAUCGGCUCCACUAUCAACGCCUUUUCAGCCUCCAAGAGGAGGAUCAGGAGCAAAACAGAGACCCGGAGAGGGACGGGGGAAGGUCACAGCCCAGGAAUAAGAAGUGUCUGUCUCGCAGGGACCUGAUUCUGUGGCCAAAUAGACCCACCAGUUACCCAAACACGCACACAAGCUCAGUCCUGCAGGUGAGAAACACAGAAAACAAUCACAAAAACACAGUGGGUAGAAAUCAACAUAUUCAGAUUCUUUGGAAUGACAUCUGCGACAGACCCCCAAUCAUAAGCCAUGAUGCUGAAAAUUUCCCCUGAGCAUCAGUCUCUGCCCCGCGUUUCCUCUCCCUCUUUUGGGAUCCAUGUUGGAACCCAAUCCUGCUGAAGGCCAAGGACCCUCUAAUACUGUACCCUCAGCCCUCUGUGUGUCUGCUGCGUCGCAAAAGCACUUAAAAUUUUAUUGCACUCGCUCUAAUAUGCCACAAUUUUUAAUCAUUUGAAGUCAGUCCUCUGGAGCAGGGAGUCCUGUUUAUGCAAAUUCAUAAUAUGAAACUUUUUUUUUACCCCACUCUCCCCUAUAUCCCCUAAAUAUUUAUGACAUCUUGAAUCAGAAUCAGCUCUGAUUGCGUUUGGAGAAUCUGAGUCUGGUUUGCACCUCUCUCAAGGCAAAUAAGAAAGAGUGAUGUAGUGAGGAGUGCAAAAAAAUGAUCAAACAAAUAAAACACAGGAGGUAGGUGGUUUGAAAACACUGUCUAUUCAGAUAUAAGUGCUGUGUUUAUUAUACGUACCUGUGCAUAGGCUCUAGUUUGAAGCAGCCUCUUUGUGAACAGGGAGCAUCUAAACACUAGGAACAAAAUAAUGACUGCACAAUGGGUUACUGCACAUGAAUCAGGACACGGUGUGAUAUGAAACCAGUUUGGCCGUGUGCUGUUCUUUCAGCACCUCAUCCGCUAAGGUGCCUCAGAGGAAACAUUGUUUUGAGAACAAUGACAGAGGGGGACACUGCAAGAUCUGCACAGAUGUUGUUCCUUUGCUAACGCAGGACAAAUAUGGCACACUUCAGUUAUUUUUAGGUGCAUUCAUAUGUUUUUUAUAUGUCUUUGAUUUUAAAGACAUGAAGGUGAACAGAUUUCUGCGUUUAUUUUGCAUCAUUUGGUGAGAUUGAGGUUUAUUGUUUGUUGGAGAGAGUUCGUGUUCUCAGUAUGGGAGGAGCUACAGCCUGCAGAUACACAGUGAGGUCACAGGAGGGUUUGAGUCAUUCUGCAGAGGUAAAAAAAACAAAUACAAAUAAAAGUCUUCAAAACCAUUUCCUCAGCAAACAGCUACCAACUCGCAGAUAAGUAUCAAAUCACCACCGUCUCCCAAAUUCAACUCGUCUGGUAGAAAAAUCCUCCAGAGAAAAACGCUCUCAGGGUAAUUCCAUCCUCCUCUUCCUCUCCUGGCCUCACCGCUGAGUCAGGCAGCUGCCGCGCGUCUUAGGUUCCCCCCUGGAGCGGCUUCAGGAACGAAAGAGGCGAAAAAUCCAAGAAGGGAGUUCAAAUACGAGAAACUUUCAGACACCCAGGGAUCUAAUACGGCAUGUAUAUACUGUACCGCCGCGCUGACCCCGGACUCCCACUGCAGCUUCUCGAAAUCGCUCACCCCCACAGUUUAGGGCAACUUCUUUCAACCGCUCGUUUUUUUUUCUUUUGAAGCUGUGUGAAGCUGGCAAACAGCGCCGCUUCUCUCUGCUUGGCUCAUCUCUCUCUCUCUCUCUUUCUCGCUCUCUCUCGCUCUCUGGCUGUGUACUUAACAGUAUGCUCAGAGCCGCUUUCAGCUAUCCUGCUGCUCCUGUUGAGAAAUGGAGAGAAUAAGGCAACUCUGAAGAUCUGUGUGUGCUUUUUUUUUUUUUACUCUUAUAGCUUUAGGGUACGAUUUCAAAAGGGCCGUCUGUCCCUCUGCAUCCUCCUCUUCAUCUGUCCAUCCCUACAUGAGACAACCUUUCCAUGGUUCUUUAUAUUAUACCGUUCCUGUUGUGAACCGCUUAUUAUUCAGAGCAUAAUGAGAGUUACUUCUGUUUUAGAAAACAAUUUUUUAUACCUGUUUUUUUUUAAAAAAAGGACUGAUCCUGGUUAGAAAGGAUGCCACCUUUUAUAAAAUCUACCAUUAGAUGGCACUGUGUAUCUGUCAUACUGAGCUGUCACACACCAUAUAUACAUUACAUAUCCCUACAAUUUUAAAGACAUAACUUUAAACAUUUCCUCCUCUAUUAUACUUAAAUAAGUUAUUAUUUACUCUCCAGGAUUAGCCUUUGUACAUUAAAUGUAUAUAUGUCCAAAAAAGGGAAGGUUCCCUGACCAGAUGGUAUGCAAAGUAUGCGCUGAAAAUCGUACAUUUUACGUACGAUUUAAGCAUUUGGGUGGAAUUUUAUGUAACAUGUCGGGAAUGUGGCCGGUGAGACUUAAAUACACUGUCAGAGCAGAUUAUAAAAAACAUGAGCCAUGCACUCGGUCACCUCCGCAGGCUUCGCUGUGAACGCUGUUGCGCCGCAUCUAUUACAUUCGCUGCUUUUAUUUUUCAUAUUAAUAACUAUAAUUUUCACUUUGUCACUUUCAAAGCGGCGUUCACAGUCGCUUCAGGAGGAGGAGGAGGACAGACGGCAAUAGGAUGCCUUUGGAAUAACUAGCAAUUUCGCUGGUUUCACCACUCAGAUAUAAUCGUACUGUUGGGGAAGUUUGGCGCUAAUGACACAGGACAGUAAUGUUGGUGUGUGUGUCUUUGUGCGUGUCUGUGUGUUUGUUUCAGGAGCUGAUAUUCACAGCCUUCAGGCCCGGCAUCAUCAGACUCACAGACAUGACCAUCCACAGCCGAGGCUCUUCCGCCUCCACGCUGCGGCCCUGUCAGCCCACACUGCCACCCAAGUUCCUGCUGACUGCCACACCCAGGGUAUGUGUGUCUGUCUGUCUCUGUAGUGUGUGUGUAUGUGUGUGCAAGGGGACUCUUUUGUGUGUUUGUGUGCAAGAUAUCUAAGCAUUUGGGUGGUCGUGGAAAAGGAAGAGGCAACCACUGUGCACAUUGCCUUUAUGGGCCUUCAACAGUGAGAAACUCCUAUCUGCAAAGUGUGUGUAUUUGUGUGUGUGUGUGUGUGAGGUUGUGUGUGGUUGGGGUGUGGGGUGACCGCUGUGGUUUCCAGCUGCAUUUAAAACAAACAGAAGCUCUAAAAAAAGGGUUUCUUACUCAGGGCCACCAGUUCUUAAGCUUCCUCUUGCCCUCCUAUACAAACACACACACAGACACACACAUAUAUAGAACCUGCUGAUUCAGGGAAACAGCCUGUGCAGUAUCUAUUAUACAGAUGUCUAUAGAGUGUAUUUUUCAAGCUCUGUCCUGAAUUUAAAACCGGCGAUAAGCCACGAUAGCUGACCAGAAAGUCGAAAACAAACGUGUCAAAGUGAGACCUCACUUCCCUCUGCGGCACAAUAUUAUCUUUUAUUUCCAAUUUAGAAACCCUUCUCUCCCUCUUUUUUUGGUUUCCUAGGUGACAGCAGUUCCCAUGGAGCGUUAUUGUGACGACCGCAGCGCCGAGUACGAGUGGCGGGUGACGCGCGCGGGAGGGGGCACCAUCUUCAAACAGUGUUUCCUUUACGGCACCCCCGAGCUCGCCUCAGACUGGCAGAGCAGGGCCAACUCAUUUCACCCACAAUGCCCUGGGGGGGUGAUGGCCAUCAACCCACGGCACGGAUGGUCCUACAUUCGGAUACCAGGUAGGAAUUUAACGUCUAAUCUAAUCUCGUUUUGAGAGCUCAUGAAACACAGAUAAUUCCCCCCUUGUGUUUCAAAAGCUCAAAUCAGUUUGCAUUGGAAAAGAAUGAACAGCCCUGCGAGUAUAACACACUGCAGGGCUGGAAAAUUCAGUAUUUUCAGCUGACAGUUUUAUCAAACAGUAGAUAUCCACUUUUUUGACAGAAGCGUGAUACACGGCCUCGUGGGAGAAUCCACAAAGGUCAGCAGGGCAGAUCUGGGCACAUCACCCUCCUCUGUCACUGCCUGUCCGUCUGCCAAGCAGCCGAUCCGUCACAAUCCGACGCUGUGAUAAAAUGCUCUUGCAAAAAUCCCCCCCCCACUACACACACACACAUAAACACACUCGAGUGUUUUCCACUGAGGUGUGAAUUCAGGGUUGUGGGCGUACGUGUGCGCUUUAUCCGUUUAAGGUGAGGGUCAGCUGGAGCGGAGUGGGAGCUGAUUCGCUGCCAGGGGUUCGAUGGCUGAUGGAUGUCCAGGGUGAGGGAGGCCAUACAGACAACACUUCCCUUCAUACUGACCCGCACAGACCCUCCACUUCUGAUAAAUACUCCGCUGCGGAUAAUGAUGACGGCUCAGUUUUUUUGUUUUUGUGUUAUAACCCAGAAAAACUGUCGCGUUUGUUCUUCUCUGCUUGUUUUUGCAGUUACCUGAAAUCUCGAUGCGUGUAUUCUCACCUCUUAAAUCUCUACACUCUCUCACAUUUUGCACCAUCCAAAAUGUUUGAUUUCUCUCGUCAGCGUAUACAAGCGCUUGUGAGAGAGUGUUUGUGUGUAAAAAGUGAGAACCAAACAAGUAUUUGUGUGUCAGUGUGAGAACAGUCUGAAAGCUCUUGUGAAGUUAUACGGAGGCAGACAAAGCGAGGAAGUUUAGCUGCUGGUCAUUGUUCAAGUGCUCAGUUAGGUAACACUAAUAGAUGGUCCGUCUGUGUGGGUGUGUGUGUGUGUGUGUGAGUAGGAGUGUGUGAGAAUAUACCAUCGGGUCCAUUCAGCGCUCACACGGGGGGCCUGAGGUGUCUCUCACCUCUGCACACGCACUCUCCCACGCUCGCCGGCGUUGCUCUUUUCUUCACAAACACAACCCCGAGGAGAGGCUUUACCUCCUGCGAGCAGAUAGGGGGGGGUCGCGCGCUGAUCUGGAAUCAGCAUCCAGGCCGUGGCCUCUCAGUCCUGGUCUGGUCUCCCACCUCUUUCUCAGCCUCGGUAGGAAGGAAGUGACCCAACAGUCCGGCACCCGUUCCUCCGCUGAACACAUUGUUGCCACAUCAAGGCCCAGAUAUGUACAGUAGCCCGGCUGAAGUUUCCCAGCCUCCCUCUCCUCCGCGCUCCCAGCCCCACACCUCCCAGAACAAAUGGCACAGCUGAAUAACUGUUUGUUUUGAGCGCCAUGGCGUGAGUACGGCUGCCCGCUGAUAUCGACAGAGGAAUCUAAUCAGAGGACUUAUUAAGAAUCAGGCCACAGAGGAGGAAAAAACAAUCGAGGCUGGAAUGUCUUGGGCUUUUGCUUGUUUUGUUUGUUAGUUUUUUGAUAUUGUUGCUGACAGCAGGAUUAAAAAAGGAAAGAUGUUUUUCAUUCAAAAAAGAUCAAAUGAUUUCCUCUUUGUUGAUAUCUGUUUAUGAUUUGAACAGUCCUUGGCAACACGAGGAGAAAGAUGGCUGCUGAGUAAUCCCGCCUGUGAUUGCACCUGCAUGCUCAUCUUCUGUUCAACUCAUACAUGACAGUGAAAAAGGUUUUUCAUAGGGCCUCAAGAUUAAACUUUCACCAUAAUCACAAUCAUCCUGGUCAAAAAAUUCAAAAUUAUGAUAUAGAACAAUCAGCCAAAUGUCGAAAAAAAAAAAGCAAAUCCAGGACAAAGUAUCGUGUUACUUCACAAACUUUGCUAAUAAACACAACUGACUCACUAACAUGUCAACAUCAAUUUCUAACGAGUAGCCAGCCCUGUGGUAGAGACCUUUCAAAAACAGAGAUUACCACAGAAAACAUUUUUUUUUAAUGCUUUUAUUUUGACAUUUUUUACUGCUUUGUGUCAGUCCAAUUCAAUCUGCUUUAUUUAUACAGCACAUUUAAAAAAACAUUCAAGUUUACCAAAGCGCUGCACAGUAAAAUCAAAAAAACAAACACUGCAGAAAACAUCAAGAGGAAAUAAAAAAAAGCAGGUAAAAAAAACAUUUAAAAUGAAAUAAAAUAAAUGAAAUAAAAAUACAAAAGCAUGAAAGAAAUAAAAGUUUUAUUUAAGGGACUUUAUUGCCUGUAUUGGCUUGAAAAGCUUUUAUUUUGAAAAGGAAACAUACACAACUUCCAAUUGAUCGUAAGCAUAGACUGUAUAAAGACUGGACAGCGUCUGCCUCCUUGCUGGGUGAAGCCACUCCGAGAACAGCACCCUCUGGUGGCAGGCUGUAGUAUAGGUCAUAAAUCCCGCCUCCUCCAGCAAUCCCUAUGGAGCUGUGGACAAACUUUAGAAAUUAAUUACACAGAAUAUACAUUCUUCUCCCCCCUGGUUGUGAUGUUGACAUGUAGUUACAGUAAGACUGGUUUGUGCUUAAGUCCUCUUUUUUCCGUGGAGCUCUGUUUUUAAAAGUUAUUAGGGGGUUCAUGUUUUCUAUGAUUGACACCUGAUACAGCCUAUGGGCGUUCAGGGAUUGCGUAGCUCUCCCGGGGGAUACGCUGUUUGAGCCGAGCGUCAUCAUAGCGUCUCUCUGCGACUGCGUGGCUGACUGCGUGGCCGAAUGUGCACUGCAUCGCUACUGCGCAGCGCUGGUUUCAGGAAAUGAAGAAAAAUCCCGGAAAUACCGAGAGCUAUUUGGCUUCAAAUCCGUGUACAGACGGAAGGUGGAACCAAGUUGUCCAUAGUAUAUACAGUCUAUGAUCGUAAGCUAUGAAACAGAAUGAAAACAGCUUUCAAAAGUGGUGAAGAAGUGUGAAUAUUUAUUUAAUUUGCACUCCUAAAGAGGCGUAAGCUCUUACAGUAGUUUUGGAUUCAUAAUAAGUCUUUGAACAUCACUUUUUUAAACUGUCUGACCAUCUUGCGGCUGCCUUACCUCUGUGUUAUGGCUGGUUACCACCACAGUAAAGAACCCCAAACUCUGAGCCAAUUACCUCAACGGUAUUUCCUGUUGCUUCUUUUAAGCACAAUAUCAAUAUUUCAUUUUCAAAAUAAAAGCUUCCCUGCAGAUUUUGUUCCCUAAACUGCUCUGGGGUCGCCACUCUGUCAUUUAAAAGAAACUGCACUCAGACCGACAAUCGGUCACUUUAUAAUCAAACAGAGGCGCAUUUCAUGGUGAGAGAAGUAAAUAGUUUUGCGUGCUGUCGGAGUAUUUGCAGAACAUUCCUGUGUGACACAGAAAUAAGCUUCACUGUUUGUGUGGCCCCCGCGUCGCUUUCUCUAAUUAGAAGGAGCGGCUCCGCAAAAUGACGGCCUUCUCACUAUAGCCCCAACUCCGGGGCGCUUUUUCCGGCAUGGUCGUGCCCUGGGAAUCGACUGUCACUGCUGUGUCUGUGUGAAGGAGACAGAAAAAAAGGGGCUUGUGCGUUUGUGUGUUUCUCGGCUGGGCCAGACCAGUCAGGUUUGGCCCAGCAGCCCGCACCAGUCUGUGGGAAAUGCAGUCCUGCCUUCCUGUUCCUUCAAAGAAAACUCUGCUCUCCAGCAAAAUGGCAGGAAGCUUCCCUCGGCUCACUGAUAGACAGGCACGAAACAAGCCCAGCCUCACCGCACCACCGUCUGCCCCCUCGUAGUCUGCAUUAAGGCUGGCACCGGUACCCGUCUGCAGGAAUUUGGCUCAAUGCAAGCAGCAGAAAAACUCCUGAAUAAAAGAUCCAGUCAAGCAUGUAGGGGAUGUUUUGAUUUCCUCCUCUAAUUUACUGCUACUAAUCUGCCGUUUUGCUGCUCAGUGAUACUUGAGAGGGCUUGAAGCGAACUGAAGGGGGAGACAUUAGCCACAUUUCACCUCUUAGGAUGAGAUCUUUGAACAAGGAAGCCAACUAAUAUGUAGCUGAGGCCGUCCCUUAGCCAGUUAGCUUUCAUCUGUGGUGUGUGUCGAGUCAGUGCCGGCCAAGGGUAACUAGCAGUAAUCUAUCUUAAUGACAGAGUUCACCCUGGGCUGCUGUCCUGUGGUGUGGUGAGAUUCCCCCCUCCUUGAAACUCCGGGUCCUCAUCAGACUGUCUGUCUCUUCCUCUUCUUAACCACUCCCGGUGAAAAGCGAGAGAAACGCUCUCCUCCUCGCAUGUUUCGGGGAGGGGAGAAGGAGUUCAUGCAUUUGCAAACAUGUUCUGUAUAUACACACAUAAUCACAGCCCAUCACUCUUUUUCUGUCACAAGAAGUCACGCAGACACAUUUCUGGGCCUUUACGGAAUGCGUGUUUGUUCUUUGGCUCUCUUUCCUGAGCUCCACAGAGUUCAACGUGCAGACCUGAGCAUCUGUGAAACGGCACGCAACCCCAAGAAGAAGAUGCAACCCCUUUUUUUCCCCCCCCGAUCUUCCUGCUGGCAUCUGGCUCUUAGCCGCGCUGAUGCUGCGUCUGCGAGAAAAUUAAGUUUAAGUCUGACUUUCGUCGAUACGUGCAGCAGCAGCAAAGUAGUGUCAGGGUAAUAUUUCCAUCACGAGCGCUGCUGAACAAGUGUUGCCCAUUGACUUAUUGAUUGCGCAGUGUAAUGUAUCAUUAUACAGUGAGGGGCUGACGCUCGCUUCGAUCCCCCCAUCUGUCUCUCUAUCUCACAUAACCAUCCAUCCGUCUUCUUUUAUCAGACCCAGACUUUUUUUUUUUGAGAUCUCGCUGCAGUUCAUCUCCUCCUCUUCCAUCCCAAUCUGGCUCGCUUCCCGUCCUGGUUAAGGGCAGCUCUGCUCUCGGCUUUGGCAGCGGCAGUAGCAGAGGGGAAGGGGCGGGGGGGGGACAGUACAGGACAGAAGAUUGUAGCGGCGUAUUAAUGAAAUUAGCGCCGUAGUUGGUUUGGGAGUAUCAGGCGCCAGGCACCAGGGCUGGGCCGGGGUUAAUUAGCUGGCAGCAGGCCUCUAAUUGGGUCAGGACCGUGUCAGGCCCCUGGCUCUGGCCCUACAGGGAUUGGAUUACACCGUCAGGGGACAGACAGUAAGGGGGGUGGUGGUGGUGGUGGUGGAGAGGAGGGACAGGGGAGUGUAGUCUAAUCUGCCAGCAGGAGGUACAGAGAGGAGGAGGAGGAGGAGGAGGAGGAGGGCUUGCUGGCUGAAUACCGCUGUUAGACUGGAUUGGAUUUAGGUGGGUGGGGGGCUGCGAUGAAAAGGGGGGUAGGGCAGGUGGCGAAGCUUGAUAUGUGUAUCCAUGGCAACGGUAGAGUGGUGUGACACCAAGUGGGAUUUGCUCGUGUUUUGGGGUGUGGUCUCACGCAGUCUUGUCCCUCUCUCUCUCUCUCCAGAAUCAGAAAGUUGUUGUCGUGCUUCCCAUCGAUUUUUUCAUCCUCACAUGAAAUCUCUCCUCCUCCUUCUGCUUCUGUUUCUCAUUUCCUUUUGUCACUUUCCACCCGUCCGUCAGCGACACACGAUAUACGAAGUGCCGUUGCAAUGUAAACAAACCCUAAAGGCCAAUUUAUUUCCAGCACCACAUGCGUUAAAUGCAUAGACAAAUCCUUUUAAACCCCUCUAAGCCCUCCAUAUUUCAUGUUACUACUCCACUUUGCUCACAUUUACGACCCAGGGUCCGGCGUUUCACUGCAGCCACACUUUUAGCUUAUAAUAUAAGCCUCGAGUGUAAUGCUGGAAUGACACAGACCACCAAAGCCGUCCCAAAUCGUAAUUAUUCAUUCUUUUGGCCGGGCUUUAUAGGGUAUGGCAGCGGUAUUUAGAAACAGGGAUUUUUGAGCGUGCAGCACUAAAUGGUUUGAACUCAGGCACCUCUCUCUGUGAGCCACACAGCAAAGCUCUAGGGAGUCGGGGUCGAGAUUCGUAGUUUCACUCCUCGUCAUUUCUUUGAGAUCUGUUUCAUUGCUUUCUUUCGAUUUUUCAGCACCUUUUUCUUUUUUCCAGUAUCAAUCAUCUCUUUUUCAAGCUGAUUGCCUUAUAGUGAUAGCGAUCAGAUGGCGCACUCAGCUGGUACCUAAAGAUUAAGUGUAAGAGAUAUCACCAGCGCGGUCAAAUAUCAGAAGGUUGUUUUCUUAAGAAGCAGAGCGGCUCAGCUUGACAACUGUCUCCUUUUAUAAUCCUGUCAUAAACAAGAGGAUUAACUCGACUGACAUGUCUUUUCGUACAGAAAUAAUGGCAUCCAACUGCUAAAUAUGGGAUUUUCAGAUCGACAGUAAGAAUUAGUUUAAAUACAUACAAUAUUUGGAUCUAUUUGACCACAAAAACCCUCAGAUGGGGGCUUUAACCCAUCUUCAAACGUGACAUCAGAGUCUGGAGGCUUAAAUAUAAUCUGCUAAACUGAAACAGAUUGGUGGCAGGGCUUUGAGCAAUAUCGCCUUUAUGUGUGCAUUGCCAAGUCGCGGUAUGCGCCCCGGCGGUUGGGCAGCGCGGCGUGCAGGCACCACUAGCGGAGCGCACCCUUGACUGAGUGGCGACCCCGGUUAGACUGGCACCUGCGGUAAGGAGGCCCCCGUCUGAUCCGAACCACAACAUCACCACCGCCGCCACCACGCUAAUACCGCUUCACUUUAGCCGGAGCCACCACAGACCCCCUAACUCUCUGUCUGGAAAUAUUUCCUUGAACCACACAUGACUUAGCCACUCGGGCUUCCUUUUUACUUCCAGCCUUUUGUAGUUUUUGUCAGACCGUCUCGACACCAGGGCUUGUUCAAAGUCUCGAUGCUGUUUUGUGUUUUAGCGACCACAAAAAUGUAAAGCAACCGAUUCCCUACAAAGCUAUCGAUUGAUUUAGUUUGAGCUUUAUCGAUUGGGCUUUGCUACAUGUGCUUUUUUCAGCGUUUUAUUUUUCUUUCUUGUACUUCUCCCUUUUCCAAUUAUUCUGCGUUUUAAAGCAGAGUUUCCCAAUUUCAGUCCUGUCUUUGCAGGAACUGAAAAGAAAUAAACAAUUUACCAGCCGUGCGGAGAAAACCUAAACAAGCAAAAUCAAAGACAGAAAUGAAACUUUAAAUUCAGACCUCAUCCCGUCGGCGCUUGACCAGCAGCUCCAUGACUGUGCGAUCGGGGCUGAGUAUGUUUGACAGGCUGACCCCACUCCACUGUGACCCCAAGGUGAGCCCUCCAAAUCCUCCCCAGAGUGUUUCCCCUGUUCAUCUGUUCUAUUAGUUCCUCUUUAACACCUCGACAGGGCCUGACCUUUUCUUUUCGGGCCCGGGUCAGUGGUCAGGGUUCAGCGUGAGUACACAUUAGCAUAGAAUACUUUUGCUUCAAAUGAGGAAGGAUCCAGUUUUGUGAGUGUUGUCGGAUCACGGAGCACGUGUUAUUGUUUUAAUGACUUCAUAGCAGGGUUUCACAGAUUUGUGUCGUGGUGGCGAGCUUCGUCAAAUUGAUGUGUUUUCUCAGCUUUAGUGAAAAUCUUCUGACCUCAUGUUUGGGGUAAAUGGAACGUGAUUUAAGCGCGGUUGGUUACAUUUCAUUGACAAAGGAGGGAAAUAAGACGUGGAAAUAUUUAGAAGCCCGUGUUUUCGCUGCACAAAAGGGGGCUUGGGAACAAGUGUCCAAGUCUUGCACAAGCCUGACUCUCCCAAAGGGACUCUCUUGUAACCCUGGCCCGACCCUGUCCCCUGACCCUGGACCUGGCCUUAGGUUCUCCCUGCUCAGGGUCACGACCUCUUCCUCAAACACCAUAGUGUGCCUGUCACCGGGUCGAUGGCGGCCAUUGUGCCAGAUGACGUUAAUUCCUCAUCAGCUGGACGUUGAGGGAACCUCUUGAGCAGCUCCACGCUUUCGCUCUGUGGUCAAUCAAACCGGGUUUUAAAGAAGACCUGACGUGUUGGAAGACCAACUGCUGGACUAAUUUGUUCCUCUUUUUUUCUGUUGUCCGAAUAUUUUUAUAAAUCGCCUUCGCUCACAUUUCUCUUUCUUCCCUGUCCUCGCUCUCGUCUGCCUCUCUCUCAUUCUCUCGGCUCUCAUUAGCAGACCAGUCAAUAAAGCCACAAGCUUUUUUUUUUAAACAAUCACCAGAUCAGGGACAGAUUUAGGGAGAUUGAUCCCCAGGCUGAUCUGCUCUGGUGAAAGGAUCUUUAUCCCAGGAAAUCCAGUCUUAUUGGGGAUUCGUAUUGAUUAUGGGAGAGUGAAUAACAUCUGAAUCAAUUUCUUUAUUCUGCUGCGGAGCAGAUGUGCCAGAUUACACGUGAGCAGAAGAAAAAAACACAUAGAAACAAUGGACUUUGAUUGCAGAACAUGAGAAAAAUUUGGUAUAACUUCCAAAAAGUCUUUUAAGGCUCUUAACAGACCUUUUUAAGCUGUUAUUAAAAAGACUGGUAUUAGUUUAAUAUCUUCACUUGAGCGGAAAAAGCAAACCAGACCAUCAGCAGGAUAAUUGUUAACAGAUUAUAGUUACUUCUACCACAGGAUAGGUAAACAAGGGGUCAACAUUCAGGUUUUCAAGGUCCUUUUACAAUACUAAUUAGGGGUGUCCCGAUCCAACUUUUUUACUUCCAAUACAAUAUCAGUAUUUUUGCCUUCAAUACUGGCCGAUAUCGAUAUUGAUCCAGAAUUGUGCAUGAAAAGAUUUGCACUCAGCUGAAAUGUCUUUUUCGGACUUAAACAAAAAAUACCACCACACAGCCGAUAUCACUCCUACUCCUCACUACUUUGUUCGUACCUUAUUACACACUAAUGUUGUGAUUUAGUGGGCUCUGCAUGCUGGAUCAAGGCGCUGCGAGAUAGAGGUGCAGGAGCGGAGUCAGGAAUGGACUGCUUGUAUCGGUGUGCUGAUAUCGGAGAUUUUAGAUGCAGGCCGAUAUAACCAGAUAUUUGUUUUUUGCUGAUAUCGGACCGAUAUCCGCUAUCAAUAUCGUAUCAGGACAGCCCUAAUUCUAAUAGUUGAAGAGCAGGUUAGCGGAUAUAUAAUGUUGAUAUCACAUUGUUGUUGUUGUUGUUUUAUUUUGCGUUUGAUUAAAUACGAUAAUAUAGUGAGAGACAAAUCUGCUAAACCUGGAUAAACAUUUAAUUUAUUGGCCUUCCUCGGUGUUGGCUCAGUUUAAUGCUGCCACAUGCUCUGUUAGAGAUAAGACACUUUACUUUGUUCACAACACAAAUCAAAAUUCCUCACAGCAGCUUUAAAAGUUCUUCUUGACAUUUUAACUUUUAAAAUAAAAACCUUCCAGGUAGUUUUAAAUGUUCAUCCCUUUGUUUCUCUCUCUCUCUCUCUGUUUCAGAUAAGGAGAGCCUUAUCACUGAAAGUGGCAAGCUCCACACCUUGGAUAUCCUGUUGAGUCGGCUGAAGGCCCAGGGACACCGAGUCCUGAUCUACUCCCAGAUGACGCGCAUGAUAGACCUGCUGGAGGUACGAAUGUGCACACAGACACACACACACAAGCACACAACUGGACAGUAUCUGGAAUUAAACUACUGUGUGAGACUGUCUGAACCAGCACACUGAUAUAAAAUGCUAGGAGGGUUGUUUAAGCCUUGAGAGACCUGGAGUUACACCAUGGGGGAAAACAUUAAAAACAAUAAACACAGUUAGAAUAAUUAAAGAUAUACAAAGAACAUAGGUAGUAUAUGAAAAGAUUGAGAGCUAGACGCUGAAGGAUGAGAUAAAAUGUCAGUAAUACUGCAUUAAUUAAAGGCAGGUCUACAGUAUAAAAUUAGGUUUUAGGACUGGUUAACACAAGGCUGAACCAAAAAGGCAGAAAUUGAAAAAAUUUCAGACGAGUGACCGAUGAAGGAGGAUAAUUUGAAUCUCUUUCAGUCCACUUCUGGAUUUUACAGCAUUUCUCUGUAAAAAUCUUGUUUUAAAUUAAAGAGUUUGUUUUGUAUUUGCAAUAUUCGGGACUUUUGAACCAGAAUCUGCAACAUACAAGCACGCACUAGUCCACAAAAUAAUAAUAAACAUAAUAAUAAUACAUUUUAUUUGUAUAGCGCUUUUUACAGGAGCUCAAAGACACUUUAAAGAAAGUUUAAAAAACCUAACAAAAAUACAAUGAGUUAAAGAUUUAUAGUAACAAGCUAAAAAUAAGAUAAAAUCGAAUAAAAAGAAUAAAAGAAUAGAAGUGGGAGGGGCAGAAGUGAGGAGUGGGAUAAUAGUGAGUCGGGGGGCGUCAGGUAAUAAAAGCGAGAGUAAAAAGGUGGGUUUUGAGGGCAGAUUUGAAGCUGAUGAGGUCUGGGGAUUCAGGGAUGUGUUUAAUUAGGGAGGGAGUUCCAGUGUCCAAAGACACCUGGGUUUGUCUCAGUCCCUGACAACAUACCUUAAAUGUUGUCAGGGAUCCAUGUGGCUACUUGUUUAACUGGUAGGUAUAUAUUGCGAGGUAUCGAGCUACAAUGCCUUUAAUCAGCCUGCCUGUCCCUAGUUAGCGCAAUCAUUAGACGGCUAAUUAACAGGUCAGGCCUAAUUAGCAGGGUCUCAUCUGCAGGGGAGGCAGCCAGAUGGGAGGGAAGGACUGCAAGGAGUGAGGGAAGAGGGGAGAGGGGGGGAGAUGGGAGUGGCAAGAUCAUUUGGGUUGGAAGAGAAAGACGUUCUGCAGAAAAUUGGAGACAAAGCUAGUAGCAGACAGAGGGGGGAGAAGAUGGGAUUUAAUCAGGAGAGAUAACACAAAGCCAGAAACACCAGACAAAUUUAUAGUGACUCUAUUUUUUAUCUGCGCUGCGUAAGUGCUCUAAACGGCUCUGAUGGGCACAGUUUCAACUCUGAUAUGUCUUCGUAUCGUUUAGGUAAUUUAUGAACAAGGCCCUUUAUCUUCAUGCUUAAGAAAAGCGGCACAUAAAACUCCUCGACGGGGUCUUGGUCAGCUGUAAUCUGCUCCCGAGAUCAGAGUUUAAAUCAUUUGUUAAGUCUGUUAAUCUAAACUGUCUGUAGGGGAACAAUGGCGCAAAGCAACUCUGCAGGCGAUCGUUUGUCUCCAGCCUCGGCGCAAUUCUCCAUUGUUGCCUCCAUAUUUGUUGCAAAAAUCACUAUGGAGCCGAACGCCUUUGGCCUGAUGUCAUUGGGAAUUCCUUCCCCAUUCACACGGCGCGGGUGCUAUUUCCACGGCCAGAUCUUUUGAUGGCAGAUGGACCCAGCCCAGGUGGUUAAGGACUGUCUUCCUGUGUGUCUGGAAAGUAGUGGGAAUGCCUUGGCAGGAGGAAAAACAGCGACGGUGGGAAUGCUCAAGAUGUCGGAGAUAACGCAGGCGAGUCAGAUUGUGUUAAUGUUCUUUUCAUCGACUGUCCCCACCUGUAGUCGCCCCUCCAAAGCUAUGAUUUCCAGACCUUUUGAGGCGAUGUUACAGCCUUUUUCACAAGCGUAGGUGACCUCAUACACUGAUUGGAGUGUGUGACAGUGCCUCCUCUCAUAAUGGGUUUAAGGGAUCCAAGAGUGAAAUCAUAUAUGCGCCAAAUCUGGCUUAGUUUUCUUGGACUGUAUUAUCUUUCUCACUGGUCAGGGAUAAAACAUUCUGCAGAUGGAAUUGAUUUCCUGAACAUGAGACUGUGACUAAGAGAGAUUGAAAGAGAGGCUGAUGCUAAUCUCCGUCAUUAGCGUCAUUGUUUUCGUCGCCGGUCGGCUGCCCGUUCCUCUGGUGACAUCACUUUGCCGGGUGAUGGAUUGCAAAGAUCCGGGUGGCCUGAAGAAAAAUAACAUGGUCGGCAGUCUCUGGCAGCAGCCGAUAGUGGAUCAGGACCGCCGAGUCGUUGCCCUCCUUCCCCGCUUGAGUUGUGUGUCUGCGGCUGCUUAGGCGGCACUUUCCUGUACUGUAAAUCUGACGCUUUGAUUACAGUGCUGGCUGUCUUGCUCAGGGUUGAGUUUUAUCAAAGAUUAUGGAUUGCUGAAAUAAAGCUCCAACUAAACUCGCCUGUCAGUUCUUAUUUGUCAUCAUAAAACUGGGAUAAAACCACUCAAUUAUGUCAAAAGGUCCAUGAGAAGUGGACUAUUAUUAAUUGUGGUUGUAGAAAGGAGAGUGUUGCAACUUUUUCCAGGCCUCUUUAACUUUAAACCCAGUAAUGCAAUCCUCUGAUUAAGGAUGUUUCCUUUACAUGUAAGUGAGGCCAGGAGAAAUACGUCUCCAUCAGCCUUUUCCUUAUAUCAAAAUCCAGCUUCUCACUCUAACUCAGGGGUGGGCAAUUAAUUUUUACAUGGGGCCACAAGAGAAACCUGAAUUGUGCUGGAGGGCCGAACCAACAAUAACUUCAACUUCAAAUCAGGGGGGUUCACACGUACAGAAAAGCAAGCCCAAAUAAGCAACUACUAAGUAAAAACAAGCCCAAAAAAGCACACCCUCGACUCACGUGUUGUACAAGCGACUUCUGGGAGAAACAAAUCUAAAGUUGUUUAUAAUAAGCCGACUUGGCAACUAUGAGGCAUCUACGAAUAUUUUGCCGAUGUUUAAACUUGUCUCUAUUAAGGAAUGCAGGUGAAGGAUGUAUGCACGGACGGCCAAACGGAAAUAAAACAACAGCUAGCAAAAUAAAAGUAACACACUUGUAUAGCAUGUUGAUAAUUUGUUUGAUGGACCUCACAAAGGGCUGGGCAGGGACGUCCAAAGGGCCGUAAAAUGCCCAGGUCUGCUCUAACUACUAGAGUUUCCUAGUUUGGCCUCAUCAUAUUUUCGCUGUUGGCUCAGCCAGAGGGAAAAAAAAAGAUAUUGGUCGAUCAUUAAUGUGCUUUAACAUGAUUUAAAACAAUGUUUUUGCCACAUUGUCAACAGGCAGAGGUGAAAUGUGACUCUUUUAUUGUGAGAUCAAGAUAAGAAUAAGAAUAUGAUUAACUUAAUUGAUCCCCAAAGGGAAAUUCAAUUGUCUGUCGUCUUAUUUGUCAUGUCUCUUAAAGUCAUCUACUGUUUACAAAAGAGUUGUCAAGUCUGAUGGCUGUUGGUACAAAAGAUCUUCUGAAUCUUUCUGUCCUACAGCGAACAGAGAGGAGGUCCUACUGUAGGUGUCGUAGGUGUUGCUUCAACUUUACUGACCAGAAUCCAGUAUUUAACCCUGCUGGAUAGUAAUAUAAUAUGUCAGUCACCUUUACAACACUGAGGGCUGUUUGUAAUGUAACAUAUUUUUAGCGCUUGUACGCCACACUCCUUUUCACUUCUGCGGCUCUUUGGUGAAGAACACACUGUGACCCCGUACACUGUGUUCCCAACCUAAGACAGGCAGUGACUGCAAAAAACUGUCAUCGUAUACUUCAGAGAGUUUUUUUCUUUUUUUUAACUUGUGGGACUCAUUAUUUUCCAGGAAGUUGAGAACAAUCCCAUCGCUGCUCCUUGCUUGUUCUGAGAGCUGUUUUUAUUAAAUACAAGUGCCAGCUCUGAAGGUCUGACGUAAGAUUACAGCCAGGAAAGCAGCAGAUGUAUCAGACAGCAGAGGCUGAAUCUGAUUAUAUUUUCAAAACUAGUUUCUCUGCCUGCACUCCCUCAAAUAUGUGUUUUGUUUGGCAGGGAUCAAAAACAUAUCGAAAAGCUGCUGAACAAGAUCAAAAUUUUGUUAAUCUAAAUCAAUACCUUUAUUGAUAGAGUUAACAAUGAAGCAAAUUAAAGACCCACUCUGAUGAAAAGCAUGUUUUUCUUGUUUUUAAUAUGUUUAUAUGGCUUUUUUCUGAUGCUACGGGACAUAUAAGAAAACUAAAUGUGAAAUUGCUUUUCUGAGUACCAUAUUUUACAGGAUUGUGAGGCGCAUUAAUCAAAACAACACAGUCUGGUAAAUCAAACUUUAUUUAACUCAGUUGUAACAACAAAUACCGGUACAGAACAAUACACUCACUUACUGAUUCAUUCCUCUUCCACAAAUCCAUACAAUUCUUCAUGUUCAGGGUCUGAGUGAAACAGCUGUGCAAUUUCGGCAUCAAGUAGAUCCCUCUCGUCAUUAUCUGAGUCAGUCUCGUUGCUGUUACCGGUACGUGGCUGUUCAGUGAUGAUUCCAGCUUUCGUGAAAGCUCAGACGACAGUUACCGUAAUGCUCCGAAUAUCCAUUGAGCGGAGCAGCUUUGUUGCUUACAGAAGUCGUACUUACACAUUUCGACAGAUUUUUGAGCGCAUUGUACCACAUAAAAUCGCGCUGGAUCAUAAGGCGCACCGUCAAUUUUUGAGAAAAUGUAAGGAUUUUAAGUGCGCCUUACAGUGCGAAAAAUACGGUAUUUCUUCAUUCAAAUCGCUGUGAAUCUCUGGCAGACCCAAACAGCAGGAUCAGAAACAGUGAGAUUUCGUAUGUAACCAAUCCAAGCUCCGCCCCCAGAGCCCUACUAUCCAGGCAAUGCUCUGCAUAAAAAGAGGAGAAAUACAGAGGACGAUCACGAAACAAGCGUGUGCGGUGGCAGAUUGCAAUGCUCUCAAGAAAGCUAAUUGUGAUAUUAGUUUUCAUCGUGUCCCCAAAGACAUUAGUGUUCGAGAGCUUAACAGCUCCUGUGUUACCUGCCACUUCUACUACACCUGCAAUGUUAGGCUGCAAGCUAGCAUGAAGACGAGUGUGCAGAGCAGCGCUGUCUCCAGCGCUGUCUCCGCCCACCACUCAGAGGCGAAUUGCUAACUGCUUGGCGACUCUCCUGCCGAAAGCGUACAACGCUACUGCGCAAUGUUGGUUUCAGUAAAUGGAGAAAAAAUACGGAAUUACCGAGAGGUUUUCAGCUUCAAAUCUGUAGACUGGUUCAUUGUCUAUGAGAAGAACAGCCCUUGAAAAUGACACAGGUAACGCCAUUUUUGGUAAAACCUUAAUAAUCACAAUUUAAAGACCAUUGAGAACAUUUUAAGUCGUAAAAAAAAAGCAAUCAGAGUGAAACUUUAAAGAAACUACAGAAAUAUCACUGUCACUUCUGAUUUUCACCAUGAGAGCUGUUGAGGUCGAGUUUUCAGUCCCCAGCAGAGAUUUAAGCAUAGCAGGGAUUUUAACAGAUGGGCCCCAAGAGUGAGGGAUUUCAGAUGAUCUGCAGAAACUUUCUUAGUAAUGAGGAAAGAAAGUUUAGACAUAGAUGAGUUUUUAAGAUUAGAGGAGGCUGAGUAAGGCUUUUCUGUAAGAGCAACAAUAUCUGCAACAUCCUGCUGGCACGCUAUCAAAGCUCGACUCAACAGGGUCAGCAGCAGUUUGGCGAGCAGCGAGCUAAUGCUCCCUAAUGCAGUGUUCACUCAGAGCAGAUGGGGCUGCUGGGAACACAGCCAGACACCAAGAGAGAGAGAGAGAGAGAGAGGAGGGCAGGAGGCCUCAAGAGUCAUGACAGGGGUCUGGGGAGGGGGGGUCACCGAGAACAUGGUGUCGAAUCAUGACUAUCAUAGCCAAUGAUUGUGAGAGGUGAGUUGUGAUGUGUGGCGGUAAUUGUGACUGGUCGGUUGGUUUCAGGUCGGGGGGCACUGACAUGUUUGAGUGGGGAGGUCGGGGGUUCACGGAUGGGGGACUUACAGAGAGAUCAACAUGUCACCUCAUCAGUGCCCCCUUCCAGGAGACCUAACACCCCCCCCCCCUCCCAGACACAGACUUUUUGCAGAACAGCUUAGCAGACAUUUGGGGGGAUAGAAUUUCUAAUUCUGAAUUUCUCAAUGUCUCCCCCCGGCAGGGAUUGAAGUUUUAACUCCAGCAAAUGUGCUUAAGAAAUGUGGGAUUUUGACAUGUUGGACAAAAAGUUGCUUUUUGAAGGAAAAUCUUACAUCCAGUGUUUGUAUUCUUUGACCCUUGGAGCUAAACAAGAAGAGCUGCAGGGCUUCUCCUUUCCUUGGAGGAGGAUUUAAAUAGACCUGCAUUUUUUUUAAUAUGUGUAAAAAUCCAGAAAAAACAAGUUGAUAUAUCUGUUUUUUAAAUCUGGGUGACACGAGUGUACGUUUCAUGGUUUAAAAAUCAGUAGCAAAGGUGAUUCGGGGAGAUUUGGCUGCACACAGGCAUGAUUUUAAAAACAUUACUCCUGACUCCAAUGCAGGAUUAGAUCCAGUCUUUUUAUGUUUAUAAAGUCAGAGGUGUUGUUCCUCACAGCGAAUGUUUUCUGGGUCCAUUUCUAAAAAACUGGAGUAUAAAAACAUCAUUCUUGGAUUGAAAUCACCGCAUAAUGUCUCUCCAUCUCUCCCUAGGAGUACAUGGUUUAUCGUAAGCACACCUACAUGCGCCUGGACGGAUCCUCCAAGAUAUCUGAGCGCAGAGACAUGGUGGCUGACUUCCAGAGCCGGUGGGUACAUAUAGACACGAUCGGCGUGUGUGUGAGUGUGUGCGCAAGGAAACCAAACACCGUCAGUAAAUCAGCCUUUCUGUAUUUCAGCAAUAAGCGAACAGUUUAGUCUUACAUGAGCAGGUCAGUGCGCUCUGGUUUACAUUAUUAUGUAGCUUUGAGUUUGAGGUUUAUUGAGGGAGCUUCGUUUUAAGAGCUUCACCACUGGUAUCAAGUGCAUGUUUCAUUUAACACACUUAUUUUCUCUUAACGUUUAAUAGACUGUAAAAAAUGCUAUUGUGAGUCAAACCCAAUUCUGCUGCCAGGUCGGGUUCUUAUAUUGCAUUUUAACUUAAUUCGUACCAUGAUGCAGAGCUUGUAUUCGCUCUGCACGCUUGUAAAUGAUAUCUUUUCAAUUUGGCGACUUUUCUCCCUCCCUGCCCACCUUCCCUCACUCCCCCUUCCCCGCUCUUUCAGGACGGAUAUCUUCGUCUUUCUGCUGAGCACGAGGGCUGGAGGCCUCGGGAUUAACCUGACCGCUGCUGACACUGUGAGUCAACAACAGGAAAACACUCCACAAAGCACAACACUUCAGUUUAUUCAGCACAAAUGUUUGCUAAACACAUCGAAAGCUGAGUCAUAGAUAUAUGAAUGUUGACAUCUUAGUUUAUCGAUUUCUCUCAGCAUGAGUUCCCUGUGUGUCCCUGUAGCCUCAUUUCAGUGGGAUUAGUUUUGCUAACAAUGAGUUUUGAAGGACUAACACAGAACAUCUGUCCUGCUAAAGGGCACUACACUUGGGAUAAUAUGUUCCUCUAAUCAUUUGGAAAACUUCACAAAUAUGUGUUUGCAUCACGCGCAGUCGACUGUGCAAUCAAACGUCGUAUCAAAGCAGGAUUAACCCUGACAGCUUAGCUUUUCAUUGUUUUAGGAGGAUUCGUUUGUUUGUUUGUCUCCAUCUAGGUUAUUUUCUAUGACAGCGACUGGAACCCCACAGUGGACCAGCAGGCCAUGGACCGGGCUCACAGGCUCGGUCAGACCAAGCAGGUCACCGUGUAUCGCCUCAUCUGUCAGGGAACCAUCGAGGAGAGGAUCCUGCAGCGCGCCAAGGAGAAGAGCGAGGUGUGAAAGCAAAUGCGACAAAAAAGUGAUCAGUCUUCACGUGUAAACUUCAGAGUUGACUAAUUCUUGUUACUUCUGUUUAAUAAGAUCCAAAGGGUGGUCAUCUCUGGGGGCAACUUCAAACCCGACACGCUCAAACCCAAAGAGGUGGUCAGCCUGCUGUUGGACGAUGACGAGCUGGAGAAGAAAUGUAAACGUUUGAGACGCGCAAUCACAUCUUUUCUUGAUUUCAUAUCCACGAGGGAGACGGUGAAUAACGACGAAAUGCUUUGUGUUUGCUCCUCCUGACAGUGCGGCAGAGACAGGAAGAGAAGAGGCAGCAGGAGGAGAGCAGCAAGGUCAAAGAGCGCAAGAGGAAGAGGGAGAAGUACGCGGAGAAGGUACAUCAAACGUCAGCAGCUGUACUGGCAGAGAGAGGGAUGUGUAGAAAAAGCAAAGAACAGAGGAGAUUUAAAGGGAUAUUCCGGCGUAAAAUUAAUUAAGGGUCAAACACACCGUAACACCAGGUUAGAAUAGACACCUCCUCGAGAGAUGAAUGUUGCCGACCGCUUUCUUCUCUAGUUAUACCAACUUUAGUAACGACCACAGGAUACCAAUAUAGAGAGUCACAUACUCAACCAAAACACCACUCUAUAGCCACAAAUAAUGUUCAGAACAGCACCUAACUUCAUCAACAGUACAUAUAGGGUCCUAGCCAUAGUACUAGACACCAAACAUUUUUUUUUACUUUGCCUGAUUUAUUUAGCAAAGAGACUAAACACAACUCACCUACUCUCUUCCAGCAGCUGCUUCUUUGUAGGCAGAGCUUUGACGAGUCCAUUACCGACUGCAGCGGAGUUUCGCAGCUCAAGGAAGAACAUUUAUGACCAUCACUUUAUCAUUUCCUUGAAGUAAUAAUCACCAUAUUAAUCAUUCUGCACUGCAGACGCGGUAGUUCUUCUGCCUUAGCGUCUCGGUCUGAUUGCAUUUCCAUGAAGAAAUGAUCAUAAAUGUUCUUCCUUGAGCUGGGAAACUCUCGAGGGGUGUCUAACUCGGUUUUAUGGUGUUCAACCCUAACUUAGUUUCAUGCCGGAAUAUCCCCUUAAGUGUGAGACAAUGAUCAGAAAAGUGAUGAGGUGAGUAUAUGAUGAGAUGGAGGGAAACAAGUUACAGCCAAACGUGCAUAUCAUAGAGGAAGCUUAAAACAGCUAUAAGAUAAUAGGAAGAAGUCAUCCUCUUGGGAGCAGGAACCCGUCCAGAAAUCAUAAUCACUUUUAGAUUUGUAGGAUAUGUUGUUUUGGCUCAUCCUUGUAGAUUUUGACUUCUGCUAACACUGAAGAAAAUACCAGAGACUCACCAAAGGCAUAUGGAUCAUCCUCUUGGGAGCGUGAACAUCAUUAGAGCGCAUUCAAGCUUUAGUCUGAGGUACCUUGUCACGCAUGGAAGAAGUGCGAGAUGUGAGGUCAGGGAGGUUGCCAGCAUCAUUAAAUAUCAUCCUCAGGGGGGGACUGUGUGCGUGCCAGAUUUCAUGGCAAUCUGUCCCGUACUAGCAGAGUGAUCUUGCGCAGGACUUAAGUGUAAAACAGACUCAGACAGGCCUGUAUGUUCAACACUUUGAAUGGGAGAAUAAAUGCACAAAAAAAUAAACGCACAACCCGUUUCCAAUUCUCCUGCAGAAGAAGAACGAAGAGUUCGAGAACAAGAGGAAAAAGGAGGUGAACUUGGUCAUCUCUCACGCACCGUCAGCCGACAACUCCAAUCUGUCCGCAGACGGAGACGACUCCUUUAUCAGUGUUGAGAUGGACUCAGCCAUGCCCAGUCCUUUCAGCGAGGUAAGACAAGAAACAGCAAGUCUUCUUUGACUGGAGUGAAAACAGAGAGAGCUGUUGAAAAUCACUGUCUUGUCUUGAUAUUCACUCCUUCCUUUUCACGUGAUUCUGUCACUUUUUAUUCUAUCCAUCCAUAAUUUCUGCUUUCCUCUUUGGAUUCCUUUCUCCCUUCUUUGACUCUCCUUUUCCUUUCUUUCACUAUUACAAUCCAUCUUUUUCCUUCCUUCCUUCUCUUCCUCGGCCUCCUCUCCUUCCUCUUUCCUUCUUUCCUCUACUCUCCCCCUCUGCUGUACCGGCCCGGUUCCCUCGUUCCCCGUGGUGCUGACCCCUAGUCUGUGUGUGUGUCUGUGUCUGCUCCCCUCCACGGCCAGAUCUCCCUGAGCAGUGAGCUGCAGCCCGGCUCCUUACCCCCCGACGCCGACGCAGACGAGAGCAGCAGCGACAUGCUGGUCAUCGUGGACGAUCCGGUGUCCUCCGCCCCGCAGUCCCGCGCCACCAACUCCCCCUCCUCCGUGUCCGGAUCGGUCUCUGACAACAUGAACGGUGAGGAAGUCCGCCUUCGACCUGAGCAGAUCCUCUCACUAUGAGAUGUUUUGAACCGUCUUCGCUGUAUAUUCCUCUGUGACAUACAAUAACAAACCAGACAAUCGGCUGGAAGACCGAUCAUUCCCUCAUAUCAGCGGUUAUUGUUUUAAUAUCUGUCAUGAGUCGGAUUCAAUGUACAAUACGUAGACCAGAGGAGCCUUUGUUUACAUUUUCCCAGGCAAAGUUUCGCAGUGAGAAAUAUGUUGGCAAGUUGAAAGGAAGCAGUUGGAGAGUUUCCUUUUAAAGAGCACUACACACGCAUGUAGAGGAAAGGAUCAGCAUGCAGAUAAGACGUACUGCUGUGCUCUGUGUGUUGCUGUGAUUUAAACAGACGGCUUAAACAGAGUCACAUUAGCAUCGAAAAUUUAGUGUUUCACUCUGGAGCUUUGAAACCUGUGUCCAAACCCCCCAAAAUGUAGCAUACUGGAAAUAAAACUUAGAAAAAUAGAUGUUCGUAAGCAUCAACAAACAAUUAAUAAGUUUCUUAUAAGUUAUUAUAAAUCUCUUAAAGUCUGCUAAUAACUGUAUUAUAAUGAGACUAUUAAUAGAUAUAUAGUCUUAUAAACAAAUAAUAAUGUUAAUAAGCAUCUUGUACGCACUUAUAAGGGCCUUAUUACCUAUUAACUAAUGCUUAUUACAAGGACCUUAAUAUAAAGCGUUACCAAAUAGAGAUUUCUUUAACACUAUCUGAGGUAGCAUGAGGCACGCCGUCAAAAUAUUCACAUUCUAUGCUUUCCUCCUUUCUAAUCAUUUCUGUACAUGCUAUCUCCACCACUGACGAUUGUAAGAGCUCCAAACGUGCCAAAUAAAACCCAACCUCAGUCAUCGAGCGGCGGCAUUAUCAGGUUGUAACGUUGUCGGAAAAGUCGGCAGAUUUCUGUUUGUGGUCCGCUCUGUUCCCCUCACUAUCAGGACUUGUGUUUUAAUAGGCUUGCAUCCAUUCGAGCGAGUGGUCCGCUACCUCGUACGUGUUUUUUUUCCAGAUUUAUGAGGGUUUUAUUUUGCCCUGGCCACAAUGUUCCAGUAUGUUCUGUUCUCUUGGAUCCAGAUAAAUAGUCGGCCUAUGGAUGAUAUUGCCUGUGCUGUAUAUUUGUCCUUGGAUGCUUUGCAACAAGGUAAUCCCUCCUAAAUGCAUGCAGCUCGACUGAAACCCUUCUGGGAUAUUUUCCACCCUGCUAAGAGGCUCCUACCAGAGAGAUUAUUAAUGACCCCCAAUAAACAGACCCAGAGGGCUCAGAGAAAGUCGAUGCUUUCAGGAGACGUGAAUCAUUCUGUAAUGGAGGGUUGGAAGACGUAAUGAAAGUUUGAAUAAGGCAGCGGUCCGCAAACUUGGACAAGUGGUGAAAAAGGGAGGAAGAGCGAGAUUAAAGGCUGAAAGGAGGGGACGAGUGAGGGCUUUAUGGAGGGGUUUUCAUCUGUGCUUGGGUGUAAGUGAUGGGAUAGACUCGCCUCCCCCUGAGAGGGACUGAUACCUCAGGGUUUGGAUGGAAACAAGCAAAGAAAAUACAGACCAAUGGAGAGAGUGUGGAGUCAGAAAGAGGGGAAGAGGGUACAGUGAGGAUUAGGCACAUUACCAGUGAGGCAGAUACUGGUUUGAAAUUGGCAGACAGGAUGGGAAACAAGCAACGUUUCCAAGUCCUCGCCUGAAGUCGUAAUGAUAAGUAGUAAUUAUUGUGUUAUUACAGUAAAACUACAAUUUCCUUUUGAAAGAGGUCACUGAAUUUCAGGAUAGAAUAGAAUAGACCCUCCUUUAGACAAAGAUUCUGAUUUUUGUUUUCCUUUUCAGGUGUUUCAAUGUCCGAUACCAUCAGUACUGGCAGAGGCAGGUCUGGGCGGAGCAGAGGGAGGCCUAAAGGCUCGGGAGGCGGAGCUAAGUCUGGAGGAAAAGGACGUGGGCGCAAAUCGACAGCGGGCAGUGCGGCGGCUAUGGCAGGAGCGAUGGCCGGGGCGGCAGCUGCGUCUGCGGCGGCGUACGCUGCGUACGGUUACAGCGUGUCUAAAGGUGAGUGAAUGAGAUCUGAAAUCUCGGCGGGGUUGCGAGUUUAAUUUUCUGUCCUUCAACAUAUUUUUUCUUGGAAACUAUAAUGAACAACAGGUUGCUACACUGUGAACAAAACACACUGGCAAAAAUACAACUUUCUGUCAAUAGAAGUUGAAAUGCUGCAUUAGGUCAGCGGUGAGCUCAGUCCAAGCUUCAUACUACACCCUGAUUCAAAGCAGCUUUCAAGUUUGCUCUGAGUGCACACCGAGAAACACGGCAGGGUGACGUAAACUCAGCAGGUUCAGACGGCGCAAUAAAACCUCGUGAUUUUUACUUGAUAAUGGACUGAGUCCAUUUUCCCACGAUGCAUUGCAAAGAAAUUUUAGUAUGCCCACAGCCAGAUUUUUUUUUUUUUUUACAAAACUGGAGAGGCUUGUUAACAUCAAAACAAAGAUGACCAAUAAGUGAGUUGAAGGACAUUCACUCCGUUAGCUUUGUCGUCAGGCUCUUUUAGGUCAACAAGUAUUGGAGCACUUCUUCUACUGUUUCAUCUCCAGUUUAAUGUUCAUAUCUUCAGCUGAGAGCCAAAAUGAGGUCCUGGGAUUGUUAAACUCAAUAAACUAUCAAAGAAAAAGCCAAACAGUUUAUAGGACUCUGGUGACAGGUGAAAAUUUGCUGAUUUUAUUUAGACAAGAGGAAAACAAUGAGGAGGUUUGUGUUAGCUUUAUAGAGUAACUGAAAAAAUGGGAUAUGAUUUUAAAUGAUAAUGACAAAAACUGUAUUUGUACAGCACUUUUAAAAACAAGGGUUUACAAAGUGCUUUGACACUUUGGAUAAAUAAAAGAAGUGACCAACUCUUUUAGACACAUCUCCUCAGGCCGUUUUUUCCAAAGGAGCUGGACCCAUAAGAGCUUCUAAAGUGAUGAGUAGAAUCUUAAAUCAGUUUUAAAGGGAUAUUCCGGCGUAAAAUUAAGUUCUGUCAGCAACAUUCAUCUCUUGACGGGGUGUCUAACUCAGUGUUACAGUGUGUUUGACCCUAAAUUAAUUUCACAUUGGAAUAUCCCUUUAAAACUUUCAGGGAGUCAGCGGAGAGAAGCUAAAACCGCGUUUAUGUGUGUAAAGAUCUGCUACCGUUUGAAAUUCACCAAAUUUCAGAUUGCCUGUGUUUUAAGUCGAGGGUCUCAAUAACCACGUCCAUGUUGUGUCUACCUUCCAGCUGGCCUCUCUGCAUCCAGCCCUCUGCCGUCUUCUAUGGGUCGGUCCGGUACCAGCCCUGCCUUCAACCCCAGCAGGAGCUCCUCCCCCCAGGCCAAAGGUGGCACCUCCACCCCAAGCCCCCACAAACAGCUGGCUCACGGCCACCACCACCACCACCACCACAGCAGCCAAAUCGCAGUCAGGAAAGGAAAGGGCCCCGCUGGUCCUGGGGCUCGAUGAUGCACUUACGUACACACAAGUGCGCGCACAACAACAACAACAAAAACAACAACAACAGAUAACUGACCUUUUCUCACUGUGAUCUCCACAGAUGCACUACGUUUAAAAGAACUCAAAGAGACUACAGUAACUAACACUGACCACGUGGAGGAGCAUGUUGUUCGCUGGCUCAGCGGCUGACGCUGCGUUUUUACCAAAAGUACCUGGAACUUUAACCACAGGGUCUCCCUCGAAGGAUAAAAUGUUCCUCCAGCCCACGGUGUCUGCAUUUCCACUGGUUUUAACGUUGUGUAGCUUGGGCAAAUCAAUCUACCAACAUGUUAAAAAGUUUCUCAGCCAGUCAAAAAUACUCAGCAAUGCAAAUCCUGACUGAAAUUCCCGGUACUCUCUGUAAGUACUACACCCCAGCAGGAACCUUUUUAAGGAGGCAGAAUAGAGUCCCUUGAACUUAAUUUAGACCCCUGUAAAAAUGAGUACCUUCUUAGAUCCGUAGUCUUUUGGGAGAGUUUAAAAAGUCCUCCAGUAGACUUUUACACACACACGCAUUUAUUUAAAGGUACAGUACCCACCAGCCUGCACAUUGUCUUGGUUCACUCAUUAUUGAAUUUUUUUUCAUGGAUUGCAACGAAGGUAUGUCCAAGUGCUUUUCAAGAAGACGAACUUUUUUACCCCCUGAUCGGAAACUCUCUUAAUUUGCUACUUAGUUGUGAUGUCAUCUAAAAAAAAAAAAACAGACGUGAAGCGACACAUGUAGCAUUAAGGGCUGUGAAAUCCCUGCGUCGGCUUAAGUAGAGAGUCAAAGAAGUUUCUGUCUGAUGCACUGAGCCAAGUCUUCCGUUAUUUGGUGUUCCUGAUUCUCCUACGUGUAAAUUAGGUUAUUUAAUUGUCGUGUAGAUAUGCACUCUGGAAACUGGCGGAUGACUCAGCAUCUCACAGUGCAUAAUGUGAACCUUACCGACUCCCCCCAGAACAUAACCAAACAUGUCUGCAGCUUUUCUACUAAAGCCCUUAUUUUUCUAAGAAAGAUGUUAGUACCCAAACCGACAUGGUAGGCCUUAGCAUUUUGAAAAUUUCUUGGCGCACAAACGAAAUUCAAAAUGGAUGAUAUAUAUUUUUUGUCCAAAAUGAAUGAAUGGGUGAUGUUAAAAUUAUAUUCCAAAAUGAUACAGCAAUGCUGCUAACCUUAAAUUUAUAAAUUCACUUGCCUGUUUAUAGUUAAUUUAUUUGACUUAAGUUAAAAAUGGGCAGUUCCUGGUCGUUUUGAAUGGGAUUUUUCUCCUCUUGUAAAACAGUGUAAAAAUUGUACUGAAGCCAUUUUUACUUUUCAGAAGUUUCCUUGUGAUGAUGAGGAGUCUGUGGUUCUCUUUGAUGUCAUCGAUGUUUUAGAUGAAAAGAAAAUGGUUUGCAUCAGUGUCCUGAGUUGAGCACUACAUCUGUUAGAGGUUCGUUUGUUUUGUGUUAAUAGUGUGAUUAUAAAAAAAAAUUGAUGUUCCAUAUUGAUGUACAUAAUAAUGAAGCGAUGAAACGUUCUCCUCUGGUUUUCCCCCGGUUUGCCUGUCUAUUUUUAUAGGUCAUGUGUACAUAUGAAUAAAAGCAUCUGCCAUUGAUUUUACUAACAGAAGGAGCCAACUGAGAAUAAAAGAGUGCGAAAUCAGUUCCUCUGCCGGCCUCGCUUUAAUCCUUUCGCUUGUCACGCACAUCCGAGCCAACUUUUCAACUUCUAGCUAAAGAGGACAGAUCAAUGUGUGAGAUGGUAUCACAAGCUCUUCUUCCUCCUGUGCAGGUCCUGAAUUCUUGUUUUUAAUUGCAUCAACUAAAGCGUGACUGACUCAA